AAGGAGUGAAAACAUAAGAUAUUCUUUAAAUUUUGCAACUAUUUUGAUUGAUAUAUUUCCAAUCCCAAGCUAAAGUUACAUUCCCAAGCUAAAUUCCAGCUAUCCAAGCCCAAGCCUUUCUUUUAGCGUUUUUCCUUAACUACUGCACUGCCCUCUGUUAUACCUAGGGCUCGGCCCCGCGCCAAUCAGGUAGUUUUUUUGGCGAUUGGGCAGGUAAUUUUGACUUUCAGUGCGGAUCUGACAGAUCGCAAACCAUUUUCUUACCCGUGGGAAAACAGUCACAAACCGGUUCCAAACAAAAAAGGGACAAAAGGGGUAGUUUUUAAGCCGCCAUCUUAAAAAAUGGCGGCAGAUCUAACCAAACGCACCGAAGAACCGCACCGAAACCGAUCUGUUUCUGGAGGACCCGAACCGAUCGCAACAGAUCGUCCAUUUUUCGGGUAGAUCAGAUCAGUUUACCCGAUCUCGGCCAAUCGGGGCCGAGUCCUAGUUAUACCAGUUAAAAACUGAAAAUGAAUAUACUUAAAAAACCAACAAAUAUAAAAAAAAUAAAUAAAUUCUUAUCUAAAUUUCCCUUCACAUUGACCUAAUCGUAGCCAAAUGAUGGCGUUAGAAAACUUUUUUUUUGUAGUCCAGUUUUUAGAAGUUGGUGGCUUGGCGCCAGUAAUAAGCAGCCAUUUUUCAAAAUGACGGUGGGUAGAUCCGGCAUGCCCAUCAAAACCAGCCCAGCCUAUCCAUUUUGAAAUAUAGUCUCACGGACCUUCCAUGGGCGAUGGAGUGGUUGUCCAACCGCUUGGCCUAGGUGACCGAGACCAAGUUGGGGUGACUUUUGUUGGCUACGAUCCGUGAGUAAAUCGGGUUUUGGUGAACCGGGGCUGAGCUCCAACUGCCGCAACUUCCUCGUUGGUUUGUGAUGUCAAACGGAGUGGAUUCGUUUCCUCGAAGUGGCAUCUGCUAAAGAAUCAGAAAAAAAAGCAAAUACAAACAAGCAAACAAAUAACAAGUGACAAACCGAAAAUAUUAAGACAAUUUAAUAUUAAACGAAGCUAGGAAAAAAAACGAGGAAUUACAAACUAUUUAUUAGACAAGAUUCGAUACGGGUAAACUCCUGUGAAAUCCAUUGAGCACAACGCUUUAGUCGUCUGAAAUUGAUAAUGGACACUGAUGACGAAUUCUGCUUGAAAUGGAACAAUCAUCAUAGUACUUUCUUGUCUGUACUUCAUAGUCUGUUGAAGAAAGAAAUUUUGGUUGAUGUAACUUUGGCUGCUGAAGGUCAUUUCAUUGAAGCACAUAAACUAGUUCUUAGUACUUGUUCUGAGUAUUUUCAGGAUGCCUUACAACUUCAUGAUAACAAGCAUGCCUACAUAUUCUUGAACAAUGUUGUCUUUGAUGAUCUUAAAGCGUUGGUAGAUUACAUGUACAGAGGUGAAGUAAAUGUAUCUCAGGAACAGCUUCCUCGAUUUCUUGCUACUGCUGAAGCUCUAAAAAUUAAAGGAUUGUCAGAUAAGAGUGAGCCCCUUGUAGAGAAUCUGGAGCAACAUACACCUGUUCAGGUGAAAACAAAAAGGAAUCAUGGGAAAAGUGGUAAAAUUGCCAGUCGCCAAAUGACUGCAUCCUCAUCAGUUGCCAGGCAAACACAUUUGUCAUCGCAACAAAAAUCUAGUCAUUCGAUUAUAUCACAAACACUAACCGGUCGAUCUCCAAGAAAUUUGCGAGCUUCUUCUGAUUUAAUUUCCGAGGCUGAAGUGACUCCGGAGGUUAACUUCGUCUCCGUCAAUGCCCAUGGUGAAGAAAUUGAUCUUGAACAGAACGAAGAAGAUGGACUAGGAACUCUGGGUAAAGUUUGGUCCAUGAAUGAGGGAAAUAAUGAAGAUAAUUGGGAAAAUAAUACGGGUACCUUAGAUGAUGGUACACACGAAGAAGGAAAACGGUAUGCUACCCAGUCAGAAUCGGACAACUGUGAGUACCGCCAGUUCGCUGAACCUUCAAACGAAAAUUCUUCUCUCACCGGAGAUUUGCCACUCAUGCCCUCAUCGUCAGCUCAAGGAAAUUGGGCCUCGUCGUCGGCUGUUAGAACAAACUACUCGCGUGGCAUCAGAGGGAAAUCAAGCAAGAACAGCAGGGCUGGUGGAGAAGACAGUUGGCCAAUAUCGGUGGCGAAAAACAAACAGUUGGGCAAAUCCAGGCGUUUCGCGCCAACCGCUUUUCCCACAAGCAACACCAGCGGUACGGACGAAUGUAUAACGUGUCCAAACUGCGGGCGUGGUUACUCGCAGAAAGGUUCACUCAACAGACAUAUCAAGUUUGAAUGUGGUAUAAUUCCCAAAUUUCCGUGCCAACUUUGCCCGAUGCGCUUCCGGCGUGCUUACAAACUCACCGAGCACCACAAUCGCGUCCACGUCAAUGAUGCUGCGAAAUCGAAAACGUCGGAUAAUUCGGUUGUUUAACGCCGUGACUUACACAAAGCAAAAGAAUUCAAUGGCCCUCUGAUGAAUGCGAGAAGGAAUAUCGAUAUGUUUUUCUUGUUUGGCGUCUCUCUUCUAAUUAAAUGAAAAAAUGUUCUGACAUUGUCUGUUCGCGUCCCUUUGUCGGAGAUAUUCAUUUUUAUGUAAGGUAAGAAUUGAUUUUUAUUAUUAUUUGGUCCUUAUGAGUAUGAACAAAAGACAAAUAUUGUGAAAUAAUAAACCAUCGCUAGUCGAUGGAGUGUUAUCUUA
This is a messenger RNA of Daphnia magna, 2714 nucleotides long. RefSeq names its product protein tramtrack, alpha isoform. The record is from RefSeq and is a predicted model, not a curated record. Lineage: Eukaryota; Metazoa; Arthropoda; Branchiopoda; Diplostraca; Daphniidae. Gene Ontology annotation, biological process: regulation of transcription by RNA polymerase II. Gene Ontology annotation, molecular function: protein binding. The coding region runs from base 1155 to 2447 and encodes 430 amino acids. The transcript has 7 exons. Gene Ontology annotation, cellular component: nucleus.